AUGCAUCACAAAGUAAAGAACAUACUGACAUUACAUGAGGAAGUGAUUGAACAACACAAAGUAAAGAACAUGCUGACCUUACCUCAGGAAGUGACAAGGCAUCAAAAAGUAAAGAACAUGUUGACAUUACAUCAGGAAGUGACAGAGCAUCACAGAGUAAAGAACAUGCUGACAUUACACGAGGGAGUGACAGAACAUCAUAUUAAAGAACAUGCUGACAUUAUACCAGGAAGUGACAGAACAUCACAAAGUAAAGAACAUGCUGACAUUACACCAGGAAGUGACAGAACAACACAAAGAACUGACAGAGCAACACAAAGUAAAGAACAUGCUGACAUUACAUCAAGAUGUGACAAUGCAUUACAAUGCAAGGAACAUGCUGACAUUACACCAGGAAGUGACACAACAUCGCAAAGUAAAGAAUAUGCUGACAUUACACCAUUAAGUGUCAGAGCAUCACAAAGUAAAGAACAUGUUGACAUUCCACCAGGAAUUGACAGAACAUCACAAAGGAGUGACAGAGCAUCAGAAAUUAAAGAACAUGCUGAAACUACACCAGGGAGUGACAGAAAAUCACAAAGUAAAGAACAUGCUGAAAGUAUACCAAGAAGUGACAGAGCAUUACAAAGUAAAGAACAUACUGACAUUACACCAGGAAGUGACAGAACAUCACAAAGUGAAGAACAUGCUGACAUUACACCAGGAAGUCAUAGAACAUCACAAAGUAAAGAAGAUGCUGACAUUACACCAGGAAGUGAUAGAACAUCACAAAGUAAAGAACAUGCUGACAUUACACCAGGAAGUGACAGAACAUACCAAAGUAAAGAACAUGCUGACAAUACACCAGGAAGUGACAGAGCAUCACAAAGUAAAGAACAUGCUGACAUUACACCAGGAAGUGACAGAACAUCACAAAGUAAAAAACAUGCUGACAUUACACCAGGAACUGACCGAGCAACACAAAGUAAAGAACAUGCUGACAUUACACCAGAAAAUGACAAUGCAUCACAAAUAAGUGACAGAGAAUUACAAAGUAAGGAAAAUGCUGACAUUACACCCAGAAGUGACAGAACAUCACAAAGCAAUGAACAUGCUGACCUUACACCAGGAAGUGACAGAGCAUCCAAUGUAAAGAACAUACUGACAUUACACCAGGAAGUGACAGAGCAUCACAAAGUAAAAAACAUACUGACUUUACAUGAGGAAGUGAUUGAACAACACAAAGUAAAGAACAUGCUGGCCUUACCUCAGGAAGUGACAGAGCAUCAAAAAGUAAAGAACAUGCUGACAUUACAUCAGGAAGUGACAGAGCAUCACAGAGUAAAAAACAUGCUGACAUUACACAAGGGAGUGACAGAACAUCAUAUUAAAGAACAUGCUGACAUUAUACCAGGAAGUGACAGAACAUCACAAAGUAAAGAAUUUGCUGACAUUACACCAGGACGUGAUAGAACAACACAAAGAAGUGACAAAGCAUCACAAUGUAAGGAACAUGCUGACAUUACACCAGGAAGUGACAGAACAUCACAAAGUAAAGAACAUGCUGAAGGUAUAUCAGGAAGUGACAGAGCAUUACAAAGUAAAGAACAUACUGACAUUACAGCAGGAAGUGACAGAACAUCACAAAGUAAAGAACAUGCUGACAUUACACCAGGAAGUGAUAGAACAUCACAAAGUAAAGAACAUACUGACAUUACACCAGGAAGUGAAAGAACAUCACAAAGUAAAAAUCAUACUGACGUAACACCAGGAACUGACCGAGCAACACAAAGUAAAGAACAUGCUGACAUUACACCAGAAAGUGACAAUGCAUCACAAAGUAAGGAACAUGCUGACAUGCUGACAUUACACCAGGAAGUGACAGAGCAUCACAAAGUAAAGAACAUACUGACAUUACACUAG
Protopterus annectens (West African lungfish) is the source of this 1902-nucleotide messenger RNA. Its product is annotated as otolith matrix protein OMM-64-like. Lineage: Eukaryota; Metazoa; Chordata; Ceratodontiformes; Protopteridae. The coding region runs from base 1 to 1902 and encodes 633 amino acids. The record is from RefSeq and is a predicted model, not a curated record. The transcript has 5 exons.